CCGAGGGCACGAAUGUAUGGGCCCUUCGAGAGGGGACGUGUCCGAGGUUAAUUUAACUUUCAACUUAUAUAAGUUUAUGUGGAGAGGACGGGGAAUAUAUAGCCACGAAACAGCAGGGAUGGGCUUCAAGAAGCGACUGAACCUAGAACAAGAUAGAUAUCAAGUGGAAGGACGAUGACAAGGAGGAAGAAGACUUGGGCGACAGGCAGCAGGUGAGGGGCAGACUGGUGCCUAUUCAUUCUUCCCAUUGGUGGCGGGCCACGUCCUGGAUGCUCCCACACCAACAAACAACACCUUCCCAUCAGACCAGCAGAGCAGCAGAAAUUCUCAAUGGUAGCCCGUUAUGCAAUCAGAAAGGGAUUCAUUCGAUUCCCCGGAGAAAGUUGGCUGGCUCAUGGCGGCCCUUUUUCGGCUUUACCUCUCCUACUCGUCAGGCUCGUUCCGGUUUGGGUGGCUACAAAAGACGGUGGACCUCAAGGUGCGUUGUAGGGACACCACUAGCGAUAAGGCAGUUUUUCCAAUAUCCUCGGAUCUCCUAAAGGCCAUCCAUAAGUGUGAGAGAGUUACCGCGCCAGAGAAAUCUCGGGGCCUCCCAAGUGACUGGGGUUUCUCUGGCUUCAUGAAGACCGCAGCCCACCAGGUUCUAGACGAAGUUCCCUUUACGCAGUCUGAAGAAUUCCAUGGCCCACUCUUUAGAUGGCUGGGCGUUGGCAUCAUGAUCAAUUCCUACCCCGCCAUUAAGGGGGUCCAAAUCUUCAUCAUAACCACUGGAGCUGCAUAAUUCGG
Molecule: messenger RNA, 786 nt
Organism: Coccidioides posadasii C735 delta SOWgp
Lineage: Eukaryota; Fungi; Ascomycota; Eurotiomycetes; Onygenales; Onygenaceae
Source: RefSeq, a predicted model, not a curated record